UACGCCUUAUUGUCAAAACAGUUACUACAUAACAUCAGCCUUAAACCCUAAGCCCACAUCAUCCUCAAAUCUUUCUCUAGCUUGAUAAACAAAAUGGCGGGUCUGAUACGAUCUCUAAAGAGAACUCAGCUUCUCUACACAACCGUUUUGCCUAACCCUACAAGACAAAAUAAAGCUCUUUUUAUAUUGAACUUAAACCCAACAUCCCAAACCACAAUAAGAAAUUACAUAUCAGAAAUGCGCAAAUCUGCCAUUGAAGGUAACAUUCUAAGACUUCUCCGUAGCGAGAUUCAAUACGAACUUGAACGCUCUCCUCCUAAACAGCCUUGGCUCUGUAAUGGUGUGCAUUCAUUUAGGCCCAUGACUCCUGUCCGGAUUAUGGGCGAGUCUAUGAAGAUGAUGGGCUUAAUGGUGUGUCAAAUGCCUAUUGCCAAAUUUAAUUCAUUCACAGUUGAUGAGCAAUCAGGAGAUCAGUGGAUCAGAUUGAACAGAAGAUUUGGGGAGAAUGAAGAUAUUAAAGUUGAGGCUACCAUGUUUGAUGGAUGCAUUCCUUUUUCAAAAGAUGGUGUUGCGGCAGGUGAAGAUGUUAAGCUUCACAUUUCCUUGAUUGUCAAUAUCUCCAAGGGUGAUGGUGAUGUGUUGGAGUUCAUGUGCUCUGCUUGGCCAGAUACCAUAGAGAUUACAAAGCUUUUUAUUCGAGAUGAUAACAAGAUGUCUGCUCAGCCUUAUGUUGGUCCUGAAUUCAAGGAAUUGGAUGACGAGCUACAAGACUCACUUUUUACAUACUUGGAGGAAAGAGGUAUAGAUGAACAACUGGCUAUUUUCUUGCAUGAAUACAUGAGAAAUAAGGAAAAAACUGAGUUCAUUGGAUGGAUGCAAUCUGUCAAAUCAUACAUUGAGAAGAAGUAGAGAUGUUUGUGCAAUGUUCUGGCUGAUAUUUUUGGUGUUAUAAUAGAAAAUUUUCCUUUUAAGUGAAUUGUCACUUGUAUUGAGAGGACAAGUUACAAAGUUAAUGAAUAAAUAUAAUUGGUCUGAUUUGUUGUC
Molecule: messenger RNA, 1044 nt
Organism: Mangifera indica (mango)
Lineage: Eukaryota; Viridiplantae; Streptophyta; Magnoliopsida; Sapindales; Anacardiaceae
Exons: 4
Coding region: 94-909 (271 amino acids)
Cellular component (GO): mitochondrial matrix
Source: RefSeq, a predicted model, not a curated record